GUAACGGCUUUACUUUCGGUGUAUUAGUCAUGGGGAUCUACGUUAAAAAGCACAGAUGGCUUUUAUUUCCAUUUUAUUAACUUGCUUUUUUUCUCUGCCUUUUCUGUUCAGACGAACAGCAGUAAAAAUGAAUAAUGCCGUUUUGUGGAAGUUCGUGAAUGUUUUGAUCGUGCUUGGUGUUUCUGCUGCUGAACAAGAAGAAACGAAGAGAAAGUCAGUGCAGGAGGGAGAAUCUGUAAUUUUGGAUCCUGGUGUAAUAAAAAACAAAACAAAUGAUUUGACAACAUGGUAUUUUAAUGACAUUCUAAUAGCUGAAAUCACUGGAGAUCAGAGUAAGGUCUGUACAGAUGAACAGUGUAAAGAGAGAUUCAGAGACAGACUGAAGCUGGAUCAUCAGACUGGAUCUCUGACCAUAAUCAACACCAGAACCACAGACUCUGGACGCUAUGAUCUACAGAUCAACAGCAGCAGCAGCAACAUAAAGAGCUUCAUUGUCACUGUUACUGAUGCAUCUGAUGCAGAUACAGAUGGAGAGUCAGUGUCUGUGAUGGAAGGAGAUUCAGUCACUCUACACACUGAUGUUGAAAUAAACCAACAUCACAGAAUUAGAUGGUAUUUUAAAGAUAUUCGCAUUGCUCAAAUGAAUAGAAAUCAGAGAAAGAUCUGUACAGAUGAUCAGUGUAAAGAGAGAUUCAGAGACAAACUGAAGUUGGAUCGUCAGACUGGAUCUCUGACCAUCAUGAACAUCAGAACCACAGACUCUGGACUUUAUCAUCUACAGAUCAUCAACAGAAGCAGCAGCAGUGAAAAGCCUUUCAGUGUUACUGUUUAUGAUGUUCCAGCAGAGAUCAGUGAAAUGAGGAGAAGUUCAGUGAAGGAGGGGGAAUCUGCCACAUUUGACCCUGGUGUAAUAAAAAAAACAAAUAAUUUGAUGACGUGGUAUUUUGAUGACGUUCGCAUCGCUGAAAUCACUGGAGAUCAGAGUAUGAUCUGUACAGAUGAUCAGUGUGAUGAGAGGUUCAGAGACAGACUGGAGGUGGAUCUUCAGACUGGAUCUCUGACCAUCAUGAACACCAGAACCACAGACUCUGGAGAUUAUAAACUACAGAUCAUCAGCAGUAGCAGCAUCAUCAUAAAGAGCUUCUCUGUUACUGUCACUGAUUCAGGUCUGUCUCCAUCUGCUGUAGGAGGAAUAUGUGCUGUUGUUCUGUUUGUGGCUGUAGCUGUUGGUGCAAACGGUAUAUACUACAUGAAGGGCAAAUAUUAGGCAUCAGCAACCUGAUGAACAGACAUGAAUAUUCUGCAAGAUGAAAAAAAUGAAGUCAUCUGAACAGAAGCACUGAAACGUUCAUUCAAAAGGAAAGGAUGGAGAGAAGAGGAGUGGCGCAAGAUGAUCUGAAACUGUGUUUGCUCGUAGAGAAAUAGUAUUGUCAAAAUACCUAGAUUUCACUUUUCCUAAUAUUCAAGUGGUUAGAGAGUCUUGUAACCUAAAGGUCUCGGGUUCGAGUCUCAGUACCAGCAUAUAAUAUAAUAUAAUAUAAUAUAAUAUAAUAUAAUAUAAUAUAAUAUAAUAUAAUAUAAUAUAAUAUAAUACAAGGGUGGACCCUAGCUCAAGUCCUAUCUUAGCUUGGUUUGCAUGGCCCUUUAUGUGUGUGGUGUAACAUUAUUAAUUUUGUAUUAAUAUUAUAUUGCCAUUAGUAUUGUAUUAUUCUAUAUUAGUAUUUUGUCUUAUACUGUUUAGUUAAUAUUUUCUGUAAUAGGAUACUUGUAAAUUUGUUGUCAUAAAUAAAAAUCCUAAAAGAAUUAAAGUAAUUUUGAGUCAUUUGAUUAUCGUUUGACUGUACAAACUUUCCAUUGAUUUUCCUAUUCAGUCAAACUGCAAUAUCAAAGGUUAAUGUUAAAUCUUAACAGUUUAUUAACUACAAAAUGUUUUUAAAUUGGAUGGUGAAGGCUGUUCUUGGAAAGGCGAAUUCCUGAUGAGACACUAGAUGGCGCUCUAGUUACCUCUAUUGCUUGUAAUACAACAAUUUGAAAAUAAUAGGCUACCUUUGCGGUUGUUGCACUCUGGGACGUACGUAUAGCUUAUUUAUUUAUUUU
Onychostoma macrolepis is the source of this 2097-nucleotide messenger RNA. Its product is annotated as muscle M-line assembly protein unc-89-like. Bases 56 to 1267 code for a protein of 403 amino acids. NCBI's taxonomy places the organism in Eukaryota, Metazoa, Chordata, Actinopteri, Cypriniformes, Cyprinidae. The transcript is spliced from 7 exons. The record is from RefSeq and is a predicted model, not a curated record.